Molecule: messenger RNA, 3867 nt
Organism: Phalaenopsis equestris
Lineage: Eukaryota; Viridiplantae; Streptophyta; Magnoliopsida; Asparagales; Orchidaceae
Product: U-box domain-containing protein 44-like
Exons: 5
Coding region: 382-3501 (1039 amino acids)
Biological process (GO): protein ubiquitination
Molecular function (GO): ubiquitin-protein transferase activity; protein binding
Source: RefSeq, a predicted model, not a curated record
UGUCUCAGACUAGAGAAAAUAUUACUUCCGUCGUCCGGACGCCGAGCUGCUUCCCGGCGACGACCAUGAUAUAGUGGAGGUCCGACUUCCACUGUAUCAUGGUAGCUCGAUGUCCGGAUGAUGAACGUAAUAGUUUUUACUUUGACCGAGCUAUCACCGAUUGAUAAUGAAAAUGACAAUAUUUUCUACACUUUCACCGGCACAAGUCAGAGUGAACUCAGUUCCUAACUCAGGGGAGUGAGAGGCGUCAUUUGCCAGCAAAUAGCCACUUAUUUUGACUAACAGCAUUUAAAAAAAAUAUCCCUCAAUCCAACUGUAUCCCUCGAGGAACCACCGGCAUCCCCAUCAGUCCCACCGACUUUCCCGGCGGCGCGAUACCCCAUGUCGUCGACCGCUACCUUCUCGCCGCCACCAAUGCCGCCAGAGGGGGCUGCUUCCUUCGACUCUAUUUCCCGCACGCUCACUGAGAUAUGUUCCACCGACGACGACUUCACGUGUGACCCUCCUCGCCGCUUCACCGCUCUAGUCCGCCGACUGCAACUUCUCUUCCAAGAGGUGGCCGCCUUCGCUGACCUUUCACCACCUCCGGCUCUCACAGCCAUCCGCGGAAUCUCCGCCGACCUCGAAGCCUCCCGCGCCCCUCUCUCCGCUUACCGUAGUCCAAGCCGCAUCCGAAUCCUUAUCAACUGCGACCCCCUCUGCACCUCCCUCCGCACCCUCGCUUCUUCCAUUUCCUCCUCCCUCAAUCUCCUCGACUCCCUUCUAUCUCCUUUUCCCGACCUACGCAAGAAAGCUGCUGAUCUUUCCGUAGAUUUCCAAUGCUCGGACAUAAGAUUGACGGAGAACGAGGUAAGGGUUUACCGUACAUUGCAGAAGGAGGCGGAGGUGCGAUCGAUCAGCAAAGCGGUGCAGAGCGCCAUUAUUAUGGAUGUUGCCCGGGCCCUUGGAAUCGACCCCUGCGACCACCCUAAGCUGUCCGAGAACAUCAAGCAGCUUAGAUCUGAUAUCUCAUGUGGUUUGAGCUCGGUCGCUGAGCGCAAGAUCCUGAUGUCUCUCGAGAAGAUCUUCGAUAGCUGGUCAACUGAGACCUGCCUCGCGACCGCUUAUCUGGACGCGGAUUUUGAAGAGAAUGCUCAGAUCCCUCCUUUCAAGAGCUUCAUCUGCCCUCUUACUAAGGAGGUAAUGAAGGAUCCCGUGGUUCUGGAAUCCUCGCAGAACUAUGAUCGGUUUGCUAUUCUGAAAUGGUUUGAGAGGUGCAUGGAGGACGGAAGGGCUCCUACCUGCCCUAUGACCGGUCAGGAGCAGGUCUCAUUGGAGCUGAAGCGAAAUAUUGGGCUUGCUGGGACGAUUGAGGAGUGGGUUAAUCGAAACAUUGAAGUCCAGAUAAAGGCGGCAUUGCAAUACCUUGGUGAAGGAGGGCUGAGUUCAGAGGAUAGUGCGGAGAAGGUGCUGAAUAGUCUGUAUAGAAUAUCAGAGGAGCAUCCUGAAAGUAGAUAUAGGGUUAGAAAUGCUGGGAUUGUUAAUCUUGUUGUGCAAAUGCUGAAGAAGCAAUCGAAGUUGAUGGGGUCACGCUUGCGGUGGAAAGCACUUAUGACUCUGCAUAGCAUGGCGAGGGAUGAAGAGAGCAAGCUUAUAAUGCUUAAAGAAGGUAUCACUCGAUUGGCUAUACGGAGCCUUAGCGAAACUUCCGAAAAGGAAAGAGAAUUUGCAUUAAGAAUAUUGCUCGACUUCUCAGUUGAGGAGGAAUUUUCAUUAAACCUGGCUCUAGAGAAAGGGGCUUUAUAUCUUCUCACUAGCAUUGCUGGAAAUUCAAAUCAACCUUCUUUGUCUAAUUUAGCUGAGGAUGUGCUCAAUAGCAUGGAAAAAGUUGAAGGAAAUAUUGAAUCUCUAAGUAAAGAAGGAAGAUAUCAACCACUGCUUAUUCGACUUUGUGAAGGUUCCAAAGAUGUUAGAAUGGAGAUUGUGAAACUUCUGGGGAAGAUGAAUUUAACCGACAGUGGCAGAAACUAUAUUGCCAGGAAAGGAGGUAGAGUUUUGGUUGGAAUGCUUUCUUCCAAUGUUGACGGAUUGGAACCGAGCUUGCGAGCGCUUUAUAAUCUGUCAUCACUCAGUGAUAAUGCUGCCGUCCUUGUUGGUCAGGGCCUGCUCCCAGCACUUACAGCUAUUCUCUUUACUAAACAGUUGGAUGGUUCAUCUAACCUGAAGGAGUUGGCAGCAUUAACAAUGGCUAAAAUUGUCUCUAAUCCUGGGCACUGGGAAUCAUCUUUUGCUGACAAUGAAGGCCAUGAGAUGCAUUCAGCGUUUAUCAUUCAUAAACUCGUGGAACUUUUAGAUCUCUCAUCUGGCGAAUGUCGAGCUGCUGUUCUUCAUGUUCUUUGUGGAGUCAUGACUUCUCCGAAAGCCUCAGAUUCGGCAGCCACACAUAUAAGAAGUUGCAAUGGCAUAAAAACAAUUCUGCAAUUUCUAGAGCUCUCUGACGAAUCAUGUAGAGCUCAUUCCUUCAGACUUCUAAGUCUCUUAUCAGAAAAAAUGGGGCAAGUUAUUCUCGAAGAGUUCAGAUCAUCUGGAAAAAUUCCAUUUCUCAAAGAAAGAUUACAGUCUCCUCAUUCUCCACUUCCUGAAAAAGCUGACAUUUCAUGCAUCCUUUCCAACCUUCCAUUUUCAGACACUGAGGUCACAAAUCUCUUAGGCCCAGACCUUCUUACAUGGGCAGUCACUCAAGUUAAGAUUCAGAGCUCCAAUUCUCUUGGGAAAAACUCGAAGAAUGCUCGAAACAUGAUAGAUGGUCUUCUUGGUCUCCUUCUGCAUUAUUCAAAGAAUCAUGACCCAAAAAUAAUAUCCCUAAUUCAAGAAACUCACUUCAUGGCCAUUUUCCGGGAACAACUCAGCAACCAUUCAAAUCACCGAGUGAAGCGUCUCGGAGCUCUUGGUUUGAAGUAUCUUUCGGAAUCAGCCAGUCUAUCUUCCGCAACCAGAGACUCUGAAGUUCAACCUUUUACUGGCUUCUGUGCUCCCUUUGUCUUACUUUGUGGCAAACCUUCUGUGAUUCGGAGUCAGUGCCCUUUUCAUAGCGUUCAUUGCGCCGAUGAUAGCUCGUUCUGUCUCCUGAAAGCAAACGCAAUCAAGCAGCUGAUCGAUCUGAUGGACGAUGAUAACAUCGAAGUACAGUUAGCUGCUGUCGAAGCACUUUUAACGCUUAUUUCGGAUACUGGAACUUUCGAAAAAGCUGUGGAAAAACUCGAAGAGUUUGGUCUUUUUAAGGAGGCAGUUCUUCUCUUGAAAGGACUCGGGCCAGGAGAGCUUCAGGAAAGAGUUGUGUUGAUGGUGGACAUAUUUUUGCAGAAGAAGAGUUUGGCUGAACAGUGUGCUACAAAUUCAGAUCUGGUGAAGGCUUUGGUAGAAGCUCUUAAGCACGGAAAUGCGAACACAAGAAGCUAUGCUCAGGAUGCCCUUCAAAAUUUAAAUCAAAUAUCUGGAAUUGGGGAUAGAUUGUCGAGAUGAAGCAUUUGAAGUAAAGUCGACACGAAAUUUCGCAGUCCAGCCCAGAAUUGUAAAAACUAAAAGAAUAAGGGGGUCUGGGGUUGCUAAUGUGGGUGUCUGAUUGAAACAAGAUGCAAAAAUUUUGCAGAGGUAAAUAUCUCAUAUUCUGCUGGGUUUUUAUGUAAGGAUGAAUAAGAUAAUUUAUUGUGCAGUUCAGUCUUUAAUUUGUAUAUUUUUGUUCAUCUGAAAAAAAUGAAGUUUAGGAACACUAGUAAGUUUGAUGAAGUUGUAAUUUGAGGAGUCCUUUGAGAGACCAAUAUUUGUUUUAUUCUUAAUUACUAGGCCCUUGUAAUUGUAAAUCUAUUAUUUAUCAAAGAAGGUACCUUU